Messenger RNA from Ctenopharyngodon idella (grass carp), 2268 nucleotides. It is a transcript of the gene pcyt1ba, whose product is annotated as phosphate cytidylyltransferase 1B, choline a. The transcript has 8 exons. Gene Ontology annotation, biological process: CDP-choline pathway. Gene Ontology annotation, molecular function: phosphatidylcholine binding; choline-phosphate cytidylyltransferase activity. Lineage: Eukaryota; Metazoa; Chordata; Actinopteri; Cypriniformes; Xenocyprididae. The record is from RefSeq and is a predicted model, not a curated record. The coding region runs from base 279 to 1307 and encodes 342 amino acids.
AUCAACAGACUCUCUUCCUUGUUGUUGUUGUUAUGCCAUCAUUGAGGUCCUGUGUGUGGGCGCAGGGAGGGGCCGAGCGUCUCUUUCUAUAGGCUUCUCUGUCUCUGCCAGGAGAGGCUGAGAGGAAGAGAAGAACGAGUGGGCGGGAACUAGGCACAGGCUGGAGUAGAGCAUCCCUGACCGAGGCUCGGCUAACGGCUAGAAAAGCGCCUCCAGACUGAUGCUGAGUCAGGUACAGGUGGAGUCACACCCUGUUUGGCUUGGACCCUCCAGAAAUCAUGGAGGAGCUGGAACAUACCUGUCCACUGCCACGAACGACUCUUAUAGAACCAGCCAUAUUUACCCCCAAGACGAGUUGUGAGUGUCGGGCGCCACAUGAGAAGCUGACUGUAGAGCAAGCUCGACUCGGAACGCCCGUGGAUCGGCCUGUGCGAAUCUAUGCAGAUGGCAUCUUCGAUCUUUUUCAUUCUGGUCACGCUCGCGCCCUGAUGCAGGCUAAGAAUCUGUUCCCUAAUGCCUACCUUAUAGUUGGAGUAUGUAGUGAUGAACUCACUCACAAGUUCAAGGGCUUCACCGUAAUGGCUGAAGAAGAGCGGUACGAGGCGUUGAGACACUGCCGCUACGUUGAUGAGGUUUUGCGUGAUGCACCCUGGACUCUUACCCAGGAAUUUUUAGAAAAACACAAGAUUGACUUUGUGGCACAUGAUGACAUCCCAUACUCCUCUGCUGGAUCUGAGGACGUGUACAAGCAUAUUAAGGAGGCAGGUAUGUUUGUGCCCACUAAAAGGACAGAAGGGAUCUCAACGUCUGACCUGAUCACCCGGAUAGUGAGAGACUAUGACGUGUACGCAAGACGCAACUUGCAGAGGGGCUACACCGCUAAAGAACUGAAUGUCAGUUAUAUUAAUGAAAAAAAGUACCGUUUGCAGAAUCAGGUGGACAAGAUGAAAGAGAAAGUGCGGACAGUAGAGGAGAAGUCCAAGCACUUUGUAUAUAGAGUGGAAGAGAAGAGCCAUGAUCUUAUCCAGAAGUGGGAGGAAAAAUCACGAGAGUUCAUUGGGAACUUCCUGGAGCUCUUUGGUCCAGAUGGGACAUGGCAGAUGUUUCAGGAUCGUAGUGGACGUAUGAUCCAGGCGUUAUCUCCGCGCGGUUCACCCAGCAACAGCCCACCAAGGGAAUUUUCCCCAUCCCGCUCACCGUCACCCCCCUCCCGCUGGGCCAUGCCCAGAACCUCGCCACCCUCAUCCCCGAAGGGUGCUUCAGCUUCCAUCAGCAGCAUGAGCGAGGGUGACGAGGAUGAGAAGUGAGAAGUGGGCCAUCACACACAGAUAAUAGACUGCACUUUACCCAUACAUGUCACAUACAUAACACACACUGGCAGCAAUGACAGGUCAACUACCCUCAUGGGAAAAAUUUAAAGUACUGUACACAGCACAGGGUUGUUUGAAGUCCUGUUUAGCUAUGCUGGUAUUACAGCAAAUAUCUGAAAGCCAUUGCAGCCCUGAACAGAUCCUGAGAGGAGAUUUAGAAAACAGAGGGGGGAUUCACUGAAUAAAUUGUGGCCACUGUGUCUGUGUGUAGUUUUCACACCCAAAUCACUAAAAAUGAAUGCAAAUCACCAGGGAUAUCGGUAUCACAUUGGUUUUUGGAAGACAUAUUAAGGGGUUUUCUAAUUUAUAGGAUAUUUAAUUGUGUGUGUUCAUUUCCCCAAUUUUUACAUUGAAAUGACCUUUGUCAUCAUCUAACGCAAUGUAAAGUUCAUAUUUAAACGAUAAUUUAAUAACUGUUUAAUGUAAUCUUUAGCAAAUCUCAAAAUAAAUGUCCAUUUGUCAUACUGUAUAUUAUAACAUUAGUUCAGUUUUAUUAAUUUAGACAAAACAUAGUUUAGAAAUAUAACAAAAACUAUACAAAAUGAAGUAUAGAUUAGAAUCUUAAUAUCUGCCAUUUAUCAGUUAUCGGCCAUAGCAAGAAAAAAAAAAAUAUUGCUUUUUGUAAGCUUACUUUAAUUAGGUUAAUGACAGAGUAGUGACCAAAAAAAAUGUGGUUAGUGAAAUAGACAGAUUUUUGCACUGAAAUAUUGUGAGCAAAAGUGCCACAACUUUAGUGAAUUCGCCCCAAAUGUUUAAAAGGAUGAGAACUGAUUCUGCCGUCUCUUGCUCAGGUCUGAUUGGAACAUUGGGACUGCCCUACUGUAACAUAUUGUACGUAACCAAUCCCUGUUCCUUGUUUUCAAGAAAAAUGAUGUCUGAUCCACCUCAUAAAUAUGUA